UUUCUUCAACUCAACCGCUAUAUAACCCCACACACCUCACUCAUCUUCUUCACAACAAAUCUUCUUCACAACAAAUUCAAGCUUCUUAAACUCAUCAAUGGCGUCCAUGGCUACAACCUUUGCCUCAUCUCUCUCAACCAAAACCAACACUUCUUGCUUCGAUCAAUCAUCCUUUUAUGGCGUUCCGGUGUCGUCUCCGGUCCGCAUCCAGCCGGUCAACUCGAGCCAGAACAGGAACAUGCAGAUCUCGAUGUCUGCAUCUCCGUACGAUCUCGGAUCGUUCACUUUUCAACCGAUCAAGGAGUCGAUCGUGUCUCGUGAAAUGACCAGACGGUACAUGACGGAUAUGAUUACGUACGCCGAUACUGACGUCGUUGUCGUCGGUGCUGGCUCUGCUGGUCUCUCGUGUGCUUAUGAGCUUAGUAAAAACCCUAACAUUCAGGUAGCCAUCAUCGAGCAGUCUGUGAGCCCCGGUGGUGGAGCAUGGCUAGGAGGACAACUGUUUUCCGCCAUGGUUGUCCGCAAACCUGCACACCACUUCCUUGACGAGCUCGAGAUCGAGUACGACGAGCAAGAAGACUACGUCGUCAUCAAGCACGCUGCUCUGUUUACCUCCACCAUCAUGAGCAAGCUUUUGGCCAGACCAAAUGUGAAGCUCUUCAACGCGGUUGCAGCAGAGGACUUGAUCAUCAAGGGAGGAAGAGUAGGCGGUGUUGUGACCAACUGGGCUUUGGUGUCAAUGAACCAUGACACACAAUCCUGCAUGGACCCUAAUGUGAUGGAGGCUAAGGUGGUUGUGAGCUCAUGUGGUCAUGAUGGUCCCAUGGGUGCAACCGGUGUGAAGCGAUUGAGGAGCGUUGGGAUGAUUGAGAGCGUUCCGGGAAUGAAAGCUCUCGACAUGAACACUGCCGAGGAUGAAAUUGUGAAGAUGACCAGAGAGGUUGUUCCCGGCAUGAUUGUCACCGGAAUGGAAGUUGCCGAGAUCGACGGAUCUCCAAGAAUGGGACCAACAUUUGGGGCUAUGAUGAUAUCUGGUCAGAAAGCUGCUCAUUUGGCAUUGAAGGCGUUGGGGCUACCAAAUGCUUUGGACGGAACACUCGUUGGAACCACGCAACCAGAGCUGAUCCUUGCUGCUGCUGAUUCUGGUGAGAGUGUGGAUGCCUAGAUGAAGUAGUAAAUAUUUAGAGGUUGAAAUUGGGGGUUUGAAUAAAUCAAUGUCGUUUGAUAGGACAUUGUGUUUGUUAUGUGGUUGGUUAUGAAUGGAAGAUGAUGCCUUUGUUUUUCUUUUUUUCUUUUUUUUUUUUUCUGUUGUGGUAAAGCUGUAGUUCAGGUUGUGAAGUACUCCAAUAAUAACAAAACUAAAAUUAUAAA
Helianthus annuus (common sunflower) is the source of this 1371-nucleotide messenger RNA. Its product is annotated as thiamine thiazole synthase, chloroplastic. The record is from RefSeq and is a predicted model, not a curated record. Lineage: Eukaryota; Viridiplantae; Streptophyta; Magnoliopsida; Asterales; Asteraceae. Gene Ontology annotation, biological process: thiamine biosynthetic process. Bases 98 to 1165 code for a protein of 355 amino acids. The transcript has 3 exons.